AUGCGUUCCUACGUCGCCGUUUCCAUCUUUGCGUUCUCCGCAUCCGUCUUCUCGGCCCCUACUCCUCAGCUUGGUCUCAACAACCUGGUCGGUACCGCCACUGGCACUGUUGGAUCCCUUACCAGCACCGUCGGCAAGACUGUUGACCCCGUCACCGGUGUUGUCUCCGACGAUGCCGGCCUCAAAGGCGUCACUGGCAUCUUGAACGAGAAGCGCCAGCUCGAGGUUGUCAACGGCCUUACCAGGCCCGUUACCGACCUCACCAAGCCCGUUACCGACAUCGUUGGCGAUGCCACCAAGAUCAGGGUCGUUGGAAACGCCAGGCGUCAGCUCAACAUCGCCCCUGUCGCUGGUCUUACCAAGACUGUUGACGGUGUCACCAACAGCGUCAAUCUGAACGGUGCCGUCAAUGGCCUUAACACCAACGUCAACAGCAAGCGUCAGCUCAACGUCGCCCCUGUUGCUGGUCUUACCAAGGCUGUUGAUGGUAUUACCGACAGCGUCAACCUGAGCGAUGCCACCAACGGCCAGGUUCUCGACACUGGCAAGCUCCUCGACCUUGACCUCAACCUCAAGCGCGGCGUCCCCGUCGUCCAGGACCUGCCCGUUGGCGGUGCCGUCUCUAGCAUCCUUGACGAAACCCCCGUUGUCAGCGGCGUAACCGGCACCCUCAACUCCGUCACCGGCGACCUCAACCCCGUCACCGAGUCCGUCUAUAAGGUCGCCAAGCCCGUCACUGACGCCACCGAGAUCCUCGACGUUCGUGCCCCUCUUGUUGACGAGGUCAAGAACAUCGUCGGUGAUGUCGAUGUUCCCCUUGUCAAGGACGUCCCCGUCGUCAAGGACAUCUAA
Bipolaris victoriae FI3 is the source of this 852-nucleotide messenger RNA. RefSeq lists its product as hypothetical. The transcript is spliced from 2 exons. The coding region runs from base 1 to 852 and encodes 283 amino acids. NCBI's taxonomy places the organism in Eukaryota, Fungi, Ascomycota, Dothideomycetes, Pleosporales, Pleosporaceae. The record is from RefSeq and is a predicted model, not a curated record.